AUGGAAAACGAUUUUGAACAAUUGAUAACUACUCUUUCAAUAUCUUCUUUACCUAUUGAUAUUUUUCAAAAAAUAAUAAAUUAUCUUCAACAACAAACAAAUGAGAGUUUAUCUUUAUUUAUUUCUCAAUCAUUAGAAUCAUUAAUUAUUCUUGAACAUUGGGCAUGGAAAAUACUUAGUCAAAAUUUUUAUCAAUAUAUAGAUCAAUUAAAUUAUCUUGAAUUAUUUCAUAAACUUGGAUUAUUUAAUUUUAUGUUAAUAUUUAAUAAAAAUAAUAUUGAUGCUGAUAUAAAAUCAUUACUUCUUAUUCCUGAUAAUAUACAAUGGAUAAAUCAAAUAUUUGAUCAAAUUGAUAAAAUUGAAAAUCAUAAUGAUCCAUAUUUUCUUAUUAUUAGUCGUUGGUUUGAAAAUCUUUCAUAUUUUAUUCAUGAACAUACUAAAUUUGAACAAUUACCUAUUUUUAUACAUAUAUGUCAACGUAUAGGACAUGAUUAUCUUCUAAGUAAUCAAUAUAAAUUUUAUUUAAAUCAAUUAUGUCAAACAAAAAUUUCCGAAUCAAUAUUUACAGCUAAACAAUUAUUUUAUAUAAAAACAUGUUCAUUUUUAUUUCGUAUGUAUAUAUGUUCAAUAAUUGAUAAAACACCAUUUAAAGGUGAUGAAUUACUUAAUCGUUAUAGUAAUGAUUAUUUACAAAUAAUACAUAUACAUAGUUAUACUGUUGAUUAUUGGAAUCAACAAUUAUUAACUUGUAUAACACAUCUUAUUGAUUUUAUAUGUGCAUGUUGUUGGUGGGGAACAGAAAAAGCAAUUUAUAUUAAAAUACUUUUAUCAAAUGAACAAAUAAUUUAUGAUCAUAUACGAGGACUUAUACGUAUUGUUGGUUGUAAAUUAUUUCAUGAACGUAUAACAUCACUAUGGUAUAAUGAUGAAACAAUACUUAUUGAUUCCAUAUUUAUUUUUUUUAUGGGUGCUUUAUUACAAAUAAAAAAUUUAACUUGUUUUAUACGUUCAGAAACAAUUUUAUCUAAUAUAAUUUUAUCCAUAGCACAAAAAUCAUGUUAUGAUCGUAUAUCUGUAUGUGCAUAUGGAAUAUUAGCAGAAAUUUUAUCUGAUGAACAAUUAAAAGAAGUUCAAAUUACAGAUAAUAUAUCUGAAUUUUUCUUUCGAAUUUUAGAACUUGCAUGGAAUCAUCCAGCACAACGUUAUAAACGAAUACCUAUUCCACAAUUAUUAACAGGUUUUUUAACUGUAUCAAAAAAUGAUGCAAUUCAACAAAAAACUGCUAAUUCAAAUAAAAUUUCACUUUUAAUAGAAAUGUCUGAUACAUAUCCAAUAACAUUAGAUAUAUUAUGGAGUCUUUCAUUUAAUCAUGAUAUUCAACAACAAUUACAUUCUAAUCGUUUAUUUAUGAAUAAAUUAACUAAAUUAAAAGAAGAAUGUAAUAAUGAAAAAAUGCGUAAAAUAGUAUUUGGUAUAUUAUGGAAUCUUGAAUUAAGUUAUUUAGAUCGUACAUUAACAGAUUUUAAUAAUAAAAAAAAAUUUGAUAUUAUGAUUAGUUAUUCACAUAAAGAUGAAAUAAUUUGUAAAAAAAUUUAUCAAGAAUUAAUUAAAUUUGGUUAUCAUGUAUGGAUUGAUUAUGAUCAAAUACAUGGAAAUGUUAUGGAUGCAAUGGCACAAGCUAUUGAACAAUCAUAUAUAAUUAUUAUUUGUAUGAGUGAACAAUAUCAUAAAAGUAAUUAUUGUCGUGCUGAAGCACAAUAUGCAUUUCGUUGUCAACUUAAAAUUGUUCCUAUACUUUUACAAGAACAUUAUCAACCUGAUGGAUGGCUUUUAUUUCUUAUUGGACAAUUAUUAUAUAUUGAUUUUACUAAAUAUGAAUUUUCACAAGCAAUGAAAUUAUUAAUUGAAGAAUUAAAAGCUCCUGAUAUACAAGAAACUCAAAUAGUAUCUAUUCAAUCUAAACAAGAUAAAACUUUUUUAUAUCCAUUAAUAUCAGAUUCAUUAAAACUUCCAGAAAAUAUUCUUGAUUGGACAAAAAUCGAUGUACAAAAUUGGUUGAUAGGAUCAAAUUUAAGACAAAUGGCACGUCUUUUAAGUCAUUUUGAUGGACCAAGUUUAAAUAAUUUAUAUGAAUUAAUGAUAGAAAGUGAACCACGACAAAUUUUAGAAUUAUUUCAAGAUGAUUGUUUAAGAAAUAUUAAUGAACGUAUUUCAGUAUUAGAAUUAGCUCGAUUUCGUACAUUACUCAAUGAACAACAAGAAUCAAUAAAAGUCAAUAGAUUAAUGAAUAAAAGAAAUAUAAUAUUAAAUUUUUUAAAUCCUUGUCGUAUUAUGUAA
Molecule: messenger RNA, 2337 nt
Organism: Rotaria sordida
Lineage: Eukaryota; Metazoa; Rotifera; Eurotatoria; Philodinida; Philodinidae
Source: the annotation of a GenBank genome assembly